AUGGCUUUUCUUAGCCAACUGACUGGACAUCUUCAGAAUUUGAAAGAGAAGACAGUCAAUAUAGCUGAAGGUGCUCCAGCUCAUCUUCAAAGCUUAAAAGAUGGGGCUCCGAAACUCUUGGAGAGCGCCAUGAAUGCUAAGAAUGGCCUUCUAAAUAAGGUUAAACUAGAUUCAUUGGGUAAAGUAUUAAGCAUGCCAGCAUUGGGAAGAAAUCAAUCACCAAUUGACAUUGUUCCCGUAAUUACAGCAUUUGGUGAGCAUUUACAGAAUGCUGAAUUUAGAGUUGAAUAUCAUAAUACUGGAGACUUCAAAGCUGUUAAUACUGGAUCAACUGUGGCCAUUAUUCGUGAAGGCAAUGAUAGUGAAUUGGCAUGCUCAUUCUUACCAGAAGAGCAAUAUCAUUUGGAUCAAAUCAGCUGGCAUUGGGGUACAGAGCCUAUGAAUGGCUCUGAACAUACUAUUGGAGGAGUUGGUUAUGCUGGUGAGCUUCAUCUCGUUCAUCGUAAUACGAGAUUUUCAAAUAUGGAAAUGGCACUUAAACAACCAAAUGGUGUCCUAGCCAUUGCCAUCUUCCUCAAUGAAUCACAUGAUGAUAAUGCAAGCAUAACACCAUUUAUGGAACUCUUACCUCAUAUAACAUACAAAGGAAAUGAAUAUAACAUUCCCUCUUUCAACUUUUCGGCUCUGUUCCCGACUCAAGAGAAAACCAAAGAAUUCUGGAUGUACGAAGGAUCAGAGACUGUUGAGCCAUUCAGAGAGACUGCCAAUUGGAUCGUUUUUCGCUCAGCUUUUCCUAUAAGCUCUCAUCAGCUUGAAAAGCUACGUGAAGUUCGUGCUGGCGGUUAUGACGAGGAAAAAGAACGUCCAAUGGUGUCCAUUCGUCAAACUCAAGCACCUAAUUCACGAAUCGUAAUCAGUAGCUUUCGCUCCGCAGCUGGAGCACCCGAUCUCGGAUUCAGCAGCAGCAGUUCCGGAAACAAGCAAUAA
Auanema sp. JU1783 is the source of this 987-nucleotide messenger RNA. Lineage: Eukaryota; Metazoa; Nematoda; Chromadorea; Rhabditida; Rhabditidae. The record is from the annotation of a GenBank genome assembly.